AUGACCGUGAUUAUUACAAUUGUGAUGUCUGUAGUCUCGUGCUUUCUCAUGCUAUUCUUUGCCAUUGGAGUCAAAAGGGCGAGAGCACAAAAAUACAAUCGUGCUCAAAAAAUUGUUCUUGCAUCGGCAACCUUUGACCCUCUGGGUAGGCUGAUGGUACUACCAGAUGGGAUGCUUCCGACCAAGGAGAUUACCGAUGCUUUCCGCGAGAAGUCAUUUGAAGAAGGUUUCGAUAAAUCGCACGCUAUAUUUCAAUGGAUCUACCGAACAACAAGGCAUUGGAACUCCUUAAACGGCCUUCUCGAGGGGAUGAAAGCACACGUCCAACAGUACAAUUCUCAAACACGUUCGACAGAUUAUGUUGAAGACUACGGCUUUAUUUUUCGGGGACAAUUUUGUGUCGCUGCCCAAGAUCUGGCCGAUGGCACUCAUCGGUCACUAGACAAGAUGGGGUUCCUCUAUGACGAGAUAAUCGUCACUGGAGGAACAUCCCUUGCCAAAAAGCAUACCGACCUCGAAGCCAGUCAUGGCAAGGGAAAGUUUCUUUUCCUCGUGAAUGAAGUCACCAAAUUGGAUGCUGUACGUCUAGCCGCACAUGGCUUCAGGUUCACCAGUCCCAGUAAUGUAGCGGAAAACAUCGCCAGAUCUAUGCAAGUCACUAAGGAAACUAUCACAACACACAUGAACACAAUGAAACACUGUGCUUCCGCAGAGUAUGAGCUUCACCCGGGCGUCUAUAUCGGUUGCUUUGCGGUUCGAGCGAACGUAAAAGGUAGUUUUGACGUUCUAGUUCGUGCAAAUGCCCGUAACCAGCUACCCACCAUAAAGCUUCCGAUAGCCACACUUGAACAGACCCAACUCCACUACUUACAAGAACAAGAAAACAAAACCGCUAUGCAAAUCAUUAGCGGUUCACAGGCGUUACGACGCCCUGAAUCAGGUGGAACACUUGAUGUCUCCCCAUUUGUCAUCAUGUUCCAUGAUGCUCUCCGAGAACUCAUUAACGAGAUCCAAGAUCCAUUCUUUGCCGAUGCUACACUUGUUCUUACUCCCAUUCCCAUACCAUACUUGGAUCUCAACAAAAAUGAAACAGGCACUGCUCACAUAAUAACUUUUAAGACUAUGGUGCCUAUCCACUCUCGGACAAUCACUAACAACACCGCAUUCGAGUUUGUAUCAUUGCCCUUUUUCUCCUUACAGCAACGGUGUUACCCCUUCUCUCCGGAUCAUGCAAUCCACGCAAGACGAACACAUAGAGAAUUCUCAGCAAGGAUCACCCAUGUUCCCAAAAUCGCCCAGCCAAUGCGCGCAAAGUUUGCCAACACGUUGAUUCCGUGGCAAAAAGGGCCGACUAUUACAACGACUACCCUUUCGAGCCGUGCAUCUUCAUCCUCGGAGAAGAAUUUGGUUCUCGAGUACCCAACAGGCAAUCCUUUUCUUAAUGGGGGAAUCAUGGUUUCUCAAUCAGUCUCUGUUGAACACGAUGAGGCCAAGGGAGAGGGUAAUAUUGAGAUGCGCGCAAUGGGACCCAGUACUGCUGUGGUAAAAGAGGAAGACGUUGAGCAACCUACCUGGGCGGAUACAUUAUUUAGGGAAGCAAUCGCCACUGGAAAUGCAAGGAGGUCCUAG
Messenger RNA from Morchella sextelata, 1629 nucleotides. RefSeq lists its product as uncharacterized. The record is from RefSeq and is a predicted model, not a curated record. The transcript has 3 exons. Lineage: Eukaryota; Fungi; Ascomycota; Pezizomycetes; Pezizales; Morchellaceae. The coding region runs from base 1 to 1629 and encodes 542 amino acids.